This is a messenger RNA of Closterium sp. Yama58-4, 957 nucleotides long. NCBI's taxonomy places the organism in Eukaryota, Viridiplantae, Streptophyta, Zygnematophyceae, Desmidiales, Closteriaceae. The record is from the annotation of a GenBank genome assembly.
AUGACGACCCCUAGGGUCCUGCGCUUUGACGCCGAGGGCACUGACGCUAGCUCUACAGACAGAGACCGUUUUGCCCGCCAGCGUGCUGACCUCUCAGCGUGGACGUCGCGUGACGCUGCGGCCUGCAUCGCCCUCAGCAGCCUCCUCCCUGAGUCUGAGGAGGCCCACUUCACUCAGGUUCGCACGGCUAGUGAGUUCCUGACUGCGAUCAAGGCCCGCUACGCUACUCCCACCACUGUCUCUCUUGGUCGCCUGUUCCUCCCGUUCCUGUUUCCUGACCUCGCCUCGUUUGAGCGCUCUGCUGACUUGAUUGCUCACCUCCGCUCGCUCGAUUCUAGCUACCGCGCUGCCUGCACUGACGCACAGCUUGCACUGCUCCCUCCCCCCAUGGCGAUUACUAUCUAUUUCAUCGCCACUAGCCUCCCUGACCGCCUCGCCUCGGUUCGUGCCGCGCUUCUUUUGAAGCAACCUAGCGAGCUCACUAUUAAGGUCCUUGAGUCUGCCCUCAAGGACGUCGAGAGCAACCUCCGCUCGGUAGCCUCCGCCUCUGGCGCUGUGCCCCCUCCACUGUUUCACGGGUACACUGUCCCUCAGCUGCCUAACUUUACUGCCUCCCUCGCCACUGCUGCUACUGACGUGACCGCAGCUGCUGUUAUGAGUUCUUCGCGGUCUAGGGGUAGGAGUGGCAGGAGGGGCGGUCAGGGUGCGGGCGGUGGCGGCGGAGGCGGCGGAGGUGGCGUGGCGAGCGGCGGUGGCGGGAGUGCAGGAGUUGGAGGAGCACCUCGUCCAGCCACUAGUGUCUCCCCUGCUGCAGCUGGUGGAGGUGAUGCUAGGGUACGUCAGGCACCUGCUGGACUGCCAGCUGCAUGUGCUGGAGUGGUGGCUUGGUACCUGACUUGGCGACAGCAGCAGCAGCAGCCACUCCUCUCGCAGCAGCCGCAGCAGCAGCAGAGGUAG